This is a messenger RNA of Oryctolagus cuniculus (rabbit), 624 nucleotides long. RefSeq names its product fatty acid binding protein 9 (gene FABP9). Gene Ontology annotation, molecular function: lipid binding. The record is from RefSeq and is a predicted model, not a curated record. Lineage: Eukaryota; Metazoa; Chordata; Mammalia; Lagomorpha; Leporidae.
AUGCUCUUUAAAUUAAGGUCCUGGGAACACUGUACUGCCCACAUUUCUUUGGCUUUCAGUUGGGAGUGUCUUUUCUCAACAAGAUUUCCAUGAUGGUUGAGCCUUUCUUGGGAACCUGGAAGCUGGUCUCCAGUGAAAACUUUGAGGAUUACAUGAAAGAACUGGGAGUGAGUUCUGCCGCCCGGAACGCGGCAGGGUUAGUGAAGCCAAGCGUCAGUAUUAGUGUCAAUGGGGAUACAGUGAACAUCAGAACAGAGAGUCCUUUCAGGAACACCGAGAUCUCCUUCAAGCUGGGGGAAGAAUUUGAUGAAACUACAGCAGACAACCGGAAAGUGAAGAGCACAGUAACAUUGGACAGUGGCUCAAUGAUUCAGGUCCAAAAAUGGCUUGACAAAGAAACAACAAUCAAAAGAAAAAUAGUAGAUGGAAAAAUGGUAGUGGAAUGUACCAUGAAUAAUAUUGUCAGCACUAGAAUCUACGAAAAGGUGUGAAGAAGUGAUCCGCAUCGAUGAAAAGUUGUGCACUAACAGGAGGCUGGUAUUUGAAGAAUCUUUGCCUGAAGGCCAGCGAUUCAAAAAAAAUCUGAAUCUAAAUUUACUCAAUAAAAGCAUCAAAUUAAGUACA